Perca fluviatilis (European perch) is the source of this 1441-nucleotide messenger RNA. It is a transcript of the gene c1galt1c1, whose product is annotated as C1GALT1-specific chaperone 1. The transcript has 2 exons. Lineage: Eukaryota; Metazoa; Chordata; Actinopteri; Perciformes; Percidae. The record is from RefSeq and is a predicted model, not a curated record. Gene Ontology annotation, molecular function: N-acetylgalactosaminide beta-1,3-galactosyltransferase activity. The coding region runs from base 224 to 1177 and encodes 317 amino acids.
CAUGACGUCAGAACGCGGAAGUGUUUCACUCAGUAGGAGCUAGAUCGUAGUCGUAGUACUGUGAACAAACCGAGUAAACAUGCACCUAUCUAGUUGUUAAUUAACUCCUCGUCCUCGUCUUGUCGGCGAUCUUACAAAGCUGGAAGCUGAAAGACAAGCGCAAGCAGGAGAACCACCUGGCACGGCAUCAUUAACCUAACGUUAGCUAGUGUCUGCUGCCAAAAUGUUGUCUGAAGGAGGUUCUUUCAUGAAGGGGAUGGUCAUGGGAGGCCUCUUCUGCUUGCUGCUGUCACUCCUAGGUAGUUUCCGCCCUGGCACAGAGUCCAAGACAGAAGACCAUCAUCAUCAUCACGUCAAGGCCCCGAGUAAAGAUGAGCUGACACGCCUCUCUGACAGUCGCGUGCAGGAGUUGAGCAAUCAAGUCCGUGUCUCUUGCGUCAUCAUGGUCCAGCCCAAGGUCCUUGUUUACUGGGCCACUGCAUUGGACACCUGGAGCAAACAUUGUGAUAAGGCUGUGUUUUACACUUCUGAGUCUUCUAAGGCCCUUGAGGCGAUAGACCUGAAUGAAAAAGAUGACUGGGCGAGGUUACGUAAAGCUCUGACGCAUGCUUAUGAGAAUGCCGGAGGCCUGCAGUGGUUCUUUGUGGCACAAGCUACCACGUUUGCAAUCAUUGAGAACCUAAAAUACCUUGUGCUCGCAAAGGAUCCCAGCGAGCCCUUCUACCUGGGCAACGUAAUGAAGUCAGGGGAGCUCGAGUAUGUGACGUAUGAUAGUGGUAUUGUUCUAAGUUAUGAAGCGCUGAAAAGGCUAGUGCAUGUGUUCCAGGAUGAAGACAAAUGUCCAGAAAGAGGACGUGCCCUGUGGAAGAUGAGUGAGGACAAGCAGCUGGCCGUGUGCCUCAAAUAUACAGGUGUCUUUGCAGAGAAUGGAGAAGACGCACACGGAAAAGGCCUGUUCAACAGCAAAGGUGUGAACAGCCUGAUAAGUGAAAGCAUGAAGAACAACCCAAAUAAUGUGGUGGAAGGCUGCUGCUCCGACAUGGCAGUCACAUUCAGUGGGAUGUCACCGAAUCAAAUGCAGGUUAUGAUGUUUGGAGUAUACAGACUUCGUCCUUACGGCCACGAUUUUCAUGACUCUUUAGUAUUCAACCCUCCUGAAAAUUCAGAUAAUGACUAGAGACUCAUUCCUGCAAGAUGGAUGUGGCAUUUUAAAAGUUUUGCUUCUGUGAUGGCAAACCUAAAUGUGGGGAGAUGUUUUCUAAUUCUGUUUGUAAAACUGUAUCCUGGAUGGAAAUAUAACCCUUUUAUGUAUAUUUUUACCUUUUUCACUUGGCACAAUCUGCACCCUAUUCCUUUGUGGUGUAGGUAAGCAUAGGUGAUGGGUGUGCGUCCUUUUGAAUAAAGAUAGAACUGGGACAUGUUUCAAACUUGUGACCUUUGA